GUAAAAAUCGGGAAGCAGGCAUUUUUUGUGAUUUUUUGAUUGGGAUAUUUUUGGCUUCGGAAUGGAACACUAGAAAGAAUCUGUAUCAAACCCCCUUGCCCAGCUUCCCAGUACCGUGCGUGCUCGAGGAAGCAAUUGCAAUUCGCUUCUUCCUUUUCCAUCGUUCCGUUGACACACACUACCAUACGGCACAACAUCGCGUUCAUGGUAUUGCUGCUGUAGAUUUUCAUCUCUGUGCAGUUCGAGACAUCUUGGAUCUUUCUUCCGACCGCCACAUCCACAUCCACAUCCACAUCCACAUCGACAUCCACAGCCAAAGCGAAGCGAAACGAAACAACACAAAACGAGCACAAAGAACUCUUGGAUCCACGGAUCGGCAGGAACACGAGGCAUCCCGCCACAGAUCCAUUCUCUGAGGCACAGCGGAACACAAGCAUGAGUCUCCUCACGGAAGAGUGGUGGACGGACUUUGUCGCCGGCUGGGUGUCCGGAGCGGUGGGCGUCGCCACCUGCCAGCCGCUGGACACGGUGCUGACGCGGUUCCAGGCCGGCCGGGUCCUUUCCGCACCCGGCCUGGAGGUGGCGGUCCAGGGGGGCGUCACCGCCUCGGCGGUCCGGAGCAGCGUCCGGGGCCUGGUGGGUGAGUUCGGCCUGCGGUCCCUGUGGAGGGGCUCCUCCCCGAUGAUCGGGGCGGUCCCGGUCCAGAACGCGCUGCUGAUGGGCGGGUACGGCUUUGGGAAGCGGUACUCGGAGGGUGCCCGCGGGGCCGACACCGGCGCAUGCGAUGCCCUGCUCCCGGUCUUUGUCGGCGGGUGCGCGGGCGGGGUCCUCCAGUCCUUUCUCAUGUCCCCGGUGGAAUGGAUCAAGGUCCAGCAGCAGACGCAUGCGUCUUCCGGUGCGGCAGCGACGGCCUCGUCGGUGUCCGUCCUGCGGAGGUUUCUCACCCACAGGCACGCGCUGUGGAACAGGGGUCUCACGGCCACCCUCCUGCGGGACGGAAUCCCGCACGGGGUGUGGUUUGCCACCUACGAGUUCUGCAAGCUCCGGAUGCUGGCGGGACCGGCGGAAGCAGCAAGCGGAGGAACAGAAACACCGGGUGCCGGCGCCGAGGACGGCCCACGCUCUUCGCUCUACAAGACCGUCGCGGUGCCGGUGGUUUCGGGAGCGGUCGCGGCGACGACGGCGUGGGUGAGUAGCGCCAAUCUCGGUCCUUUCUGUUUCGACACGGCAGUGCGGUUGUUGGUCGUGUGGAUAAGUCGUGCAACUCAUGGUUUGUGUUCUUUCUUUCUGCUUUCCAUUCCCAACUCCCAUACCCAGGCCGUUGGAUAUCCCUUUGACAUUAUCAAGACGCGGAUCCAGGCGUCCGCGGACGGGGUCCGCGUCCCACCCGGUGUCUGGGAGACGGGGAUAAAGCUCGUGGAGGAAGCCAACGGCAACCUCUUGAGGGGGCUGUACCGGGGCUUUGGGCUGAAGCUCCUCCGGUCCGUUCCGGCCUCCAUGGUGGGAUUUUUCACCUACGAGCUCGUCUCGGGUGCCAUUGCCGGUGCCGGAAGCAAUCCCUAGCGAUGCCACCAACGGUUUCGACAAGAACCGGUUACUUGAAUAGGAUUUCAUA
Molecule: messenger RNA, 1615 nt
Organism: Pseudo-nitzschia multistriata
Lineage: Eukaryota; Bacillariophyta; Bacillariophyceae; Bacillariales; Bacillariaceae
Source: the annotation of a GenBank genome assembly